AUGUCGCUCCACGCCGGUCACCCUGAGACCACCAAUCUCUCGCACCAUCAAGCACUGCAUCAUGAUCAGAUCAGAAUCUUGAUUUUGAACGCAGGGCUGCCUGGAUCUCCGCUUGAAGCAAGUCUCCAGACAAUUUCCUUGAGCGAUCUGAUAAAUCGCAAUGAAUAUACCAGUGAUGGCAUUGGGGGCUAUACUCAUCACUACGAGGCCAUCUCCUAUUGCUGGGGAGAACCCKUCUUCCCGAAAUCCUGCAAGUUUGCAGAGGGUGGCGAGAUGCUCCUGACGGAAUCGCUCCACUCAGCACUUCAGGCAUUUCGAUAUCCGGACAGGAGCAGGAGUCUAUGGGCUGAUGCCGUGUGCAUAGAUCAAGCAAAUACAUCCGAAAGAUCCUCCCAGGUGGAGCUGAUGGGCGACAUCUUUGCAAAAGCAACGCGUGUUCUGGUAUGGCUUGGCGAUCCGCUGGGCAAUGGUUCUGAUACUCUUGCGUUCGCGGCGUUGAACAUGCCUAUUACCCCUCAAGGUGACAGAUCGAGAAAGGAACUGCUCGCUCUAAUGGAGCAGUAUCUUCCCUAUGCGGAGCGCUGCGCCUGUUGCAAUGAAACGGUUCCGGAUGGUACUCCAGUAACACUUGCGAGUGGACUGACAGCAAUCGCGAAGCUGCUAGAACGACCAUUUUUCCAGCGCCUAUGGGUUGUGCAAGAGAUUGUCUUCGCCCAAGCCGUGGAGGUCUACUGCGGUAGACAUCACGCACCCUGGGAAAUGUUCACCGAACUCUCCCGAGUGCCGGGCCAAUAUCAAGGAGAUCAGGAGUACAUUGAUCAACAAUACACCACAGCCAUUCCUCGAGCAGAAUUGCGAAAAGUAUGGGCACAAACCAACUACCUCAACCAACUCCGGUCUCGUCACCGUCAACGAAAAACAGACACUUUUAGGCCCACGGAGCUAUGUAAAGAUCUACUCAUGAUGUCCAAGCUACAAUGUCGAAAUCCGCACGAUCGAAUUUUUGGUGUUUCGAGAGUACUCGGUUUGCGUGACAUACCAAGUCUACGUGCGGAUUACACCCUCUCCGUUGCAGAGGUAUAUCGACGAGUAGCAGAAGUCUACAUCACAGCACAAGCAAAUCGACCCGGUGGACACGCCGUUCUACUCCUCGCUCUCACUUCCACAGAAGCCGCAGAAGCCAAAUUCCUAGCAAGACCAUCCUGGGUACCGGAUCUACAGCAUUUAUCAGAGAGAUCACGCGCGAAGAAUACAUACUACCAGUGGGCGUUUGCUGAGCGGCAAUUCUAUGCCGACGCUGCACUCUUUCGUUGCUAUAUCUCCCCCGAGAAACCUCUGGAGCUCUGUAUCAGAGGGAGGUGUUUUGGGGAAAUCACCGCACUUCUAGAGACAUCGCAGUGUCCUUCAAAACAUACCCACAGACGUUCAGGCGAGAAGUGUCCAUCUGCCGAAGGAGUGGAAUUGCUUCGCUGGCAUGCUCGUUGUCGACGCUUUCUCGAGCAAUACGCAUAUAUCGACUCCGUGGACACUGAUGAUGCGGGUGUUGUUGAAAAAUUGGACGCAAUUUUCUCUUGUGAUCGUGCCAAAGACGGCGCUUCUCUUCACGUGGAAACGAUCUCGAAAUGGCUUGAUGAAGAUUCGGAAGACAUGGAUACUCUAGACCUUCAGUCCGUUUGUAGACAGCUGAAGCCUUAUAUCACUGGAUACCCGGUGGAUCGAGAUCGUCUCCUGUGCAUUGCAAACUGCGGCUCUAGAAGUGGAGCUGGAUGGGUUCCCUCGGACGCGAAAAUUGGUGAUCAACUUUGUCAGUUCGCUGGCUCGCCAUAUCCAUUUCUCGUUCGGGAAGAUGUGGACGGGAGGUAUAAACUCUUGGGCGACGCUUUCAUGACAGGCGUCACAGAGGCUGAAGUCCUGGGUCUUGAUGAUGUUGUAUGGAGUUCUCAUUUGACAAGUCUUCGAACCUGUGACGGUGCACUUAAAAGUUGGAUGCAGUCCGAAGCGCGGAAAGAAAUGAAGGUCGAGAAGAAUAAUGGGUUUAAUCUCAGCAAAAGAGAUGAGCAGUUCAAGACCGCUCGACAGGAUGCCAUUGAUCGCUUGAAGGAUUUCUAUCGUCAAAGCGACGAUGACCUUGUCUGGAUUUGUCUCAGAUGA
Molecule: messenger RNA, 2151 nt
Organism: Ramularia collo-cygni
Lineage: Eukaryota; Fungi; Ascomycota; Dothideomycetes; Mycosphaerellales; Mycosphaerellaceae
Exons: 1
Coding region: 1-2151 (716 amino acids)
Source: RefSeq, a predicted model, not a curated record